Messenger RNA from Gavialis gangeticus (Gharial), 1030 nucleotides. Its product is annotated as cyclin-dependent kinase inhibitor 1-like. Gene Ontology annotation, molecular function: cyclin-dependent protein serine/threonine kinase inhibitor activity. Bases 312 to 821 code for a protein of 169 amino acids. The transcript is spliced from 3 exons. Gene Ontology annotation, biological process: signal transduction by p53 class mediator; regulation of mitotic cell cycle. Gene Ontology annotation, cellular component: nucleus. NCBI's taxonomy places the organism in Eukaryota, Metazoa, Chordata, Crocodylia, Gavialidae. The record is from RefSeq and is a predicted model, not a curated record.
UAAUCAGCCGCAAAGCAAAAGCUUUACAAACUGCACGAGGGAGAGCCCAGGAGGAGGAGGCAGGGAGACACACUAUGAAGAGGGGCAGCAGGAGGGAGAGGUCUGGCCAUUCCUCCUCCCCAGCCAUCGGCAGGCGGCAGUGACUGAUUGCAGCUGGAUGGAGAGGAAGACAAGUUCCUGGAUGCCAUCAGAAAGCUGCCAGGACAUCUGAAAGCAACAAGUGCCUUCUUCCUCCUCCUCCUCCCCCUCCUCACCUGGGCACCAGCCCCCGAAGCCAGAGCCAGGGAAGCCAAGAGCAGAGGCCAGCAGGGAUGGAAUUGCUGAUCUUUAAGCUCACUGGAGAGCAGCAGAAGGGUGAAAACAUGGUGCGGAGACCAGUGAAGACAAACCAUGUGCGAAGGAACCUCUUUGGUCCUGUGGACCACGAGCAGCUGCAGAAGGACUUCCAGCAGCUACUGCACAGCAGUGUAGAGGGAGCCAAGCAGAAGUGGAACUUUGACUUCCUACGAGAAAUACCAGCUGAGGGGCUUCUGCAAUGGGAAGAGCUACAGGGCCAUGAGGUCCCAGCCUUUUACCACAGCUGUGUGGUAGGAGAGGCUCGCAAGCCCUUGCAGCUCUUGAACCAGCCCAUGGGCAAGGAAGCCAGGGCUCACCAGUUUGCCAAGGUGACACUGACUGAGAAAUCCAAAGCUCCCAAGAAAAUUGUAGGCAAGAGCCAAGAAGUGAGGAAACAAAGACAGGCUUCCGUCACAGAUUACUACUCAGCGAAGAAGCGAGUCAAAACUAACACAAAAGCUGCUUCAGAAAAUGUGGCUUUCUGAAAGGGAACGCAGGGUUAAUCUGCACCAGAGAUGUUUGAAAGAGCUGGCAAAUAUAUUUGACAGUCAGAAAUUGUGCGUGCAAGCUAUGAACACUUAGGGCAUCGGAGAGAGAGACAUUCAUGGAAGCAGCAAUGGCAAGCCUUACAAGCACAACAAAAACAGCAUCAGGAUGAUGUCAGACCAAAUGAACUGGAAUCCCUUUUAACUAA